AUGGUAAAUCUAACGAAACUCGAAUUCGCAGGUCUUGACAUCUCAGAAAAUAAUUAUAUUUUUUGGGCACUUGAUGCCGAGCUUCAUUUGGAAGCUAAAGGCCUCGGACAUACUAUUACGGAAGGAAACAACGCGUCCAACCAGGACCGCGCUACGGCUCUAAUUUUCCUUCGCCAUCAUCUCCAUGAUGAUUUAAAAAGGGAAUAUUUGACAGUUAAAGAUCCAUUUAUUUUAUGGAACUGUCUGAAAAAACGGUUUGACCACCUGAAGUUGGUCGUACUUCCAAAAGCUCGGAAUGAUUGGUUGAACUUGCGGCUGCAAGAUUUUCGAUCAGUGGCAGCUUAUAAUUCUGCUCUAUUUAAAAUUACCUCGACAUUAAAAUUGUGCGGGGAAAAUGUCACUGACGAACAAAUGUUAGAGAAAACAUUUACAACUUUUCAUGCCUCGAAUGUGCUCCUGCAGCAGCAAUAUCGAGAGCGUAAAUUUACAGAAUAUUCCGAGCUAAUUUCCUGUUUGUUGAUUGCAGAGCAGAAUAAUGAGCUUUUGUUAAGAAACCAUGAAACUCGUCCUGUUGGUUCCGCAGCGGUGCCUGAAGCACACGCUGCUACACAUUUUAGACGAGGAAAUAAUCAUGGUAACAAAGGAAAACAUGGAAAUGGUAAAGGAAACCAACGUGGGGGCCACAAAAAUGAACGAGGAAAGGGUGUCCGUUACCAGCCGUACCAACGGCCGCUAAAAAUUGCGGAACCAAAGGAACCGAAGCAAGAAAAGGGAAAGGGUUCUUCUAGUCAACCUCCUCAGAAAAGUGUUUGCUAUCGGUGUGGCUUAACUGAUCACUGGCAGCGUACCUGUCGUACGCAAGAACAUUUUGUUAGGCUCUAUCAGGCGUCCCUGAAGCGACCUGCCGAAGACAUAGAAGCAAAUUUAAUUGAAGCCACUGCCCCCAGUACCAGUGAUACCCACUUGGAUGUAUCUGAUUAUCUCGUCGACCUUGAAAGUGGCGAGCCUAGUCAGUUUUCUUUUGAUGAGCUGUAG
This is a messenger RNA of Papaver somniferum (opium poppy), 1035 nucleotides long. RefSeq lists its product as uncharacterized. The coding region runs from base 1 to 1035 and encodes 344 amino acids. Gene Ontology annotation, molecular function: zinc ion binding; nucleic acid binding. The record is from RefSeq and is a predicted model, not a curated record. The transcript has a single exon. Lineage: Eukaryota; Viridiplantae; Streptophyta; Magnoliopsida; Ranunculales; Papaveraceae.